Ipomoea nil (Japanese morning glory) is the source of this 718-nucleotide messenger RNA. RefSeq names its product S-norcoclaurine synthase 1-like. The record is from RefSeq and is a predicted model, not a curated record. The transcript is spliced from 2 exons. NCBI's taxonomy places the organism in Eukaryota, Viridiplantae, Streptophyta, Magnoliopsida, Solanales, Convolvulaceae. The coding region runs from base 143 to 718 and encodes 191 amino acids.
AAUUGCAAACCUUGGAUCUCUAACAUCAUACAACUUUCAUAUACUUCUUCAGCCCCAAUUUAUCUGCUUUGCUUACUAUUCUAGUAAUUGGUUUGCUUAAAUUCUACUCUAAAUUUCAAUAGUUUGAUCCAGUUUGGGAGCCAUGGCUGAAUCUUUUCCUCCAACCAAGCCAGUUCAACAACUAGCUGCAGAAGCCUGCAAGCAAGUCCCAGAAAACUAUAUUCACACCAAAGAUGCUCAUAUUCAAGCCUCUUGCCCUCUACUGGAUCUUCCUUCUAUUGAUCUUAGCCUUCUCUCAUCUUCAAAGGAGCUCACCAAACUCAGAUCAACUCUCAGUUCUUGCGGUUGCUUUCAGGCAAUAAACCAUGGGAUUUCAGAUGAUUUCCUUGAGAAAGAUGGUGAAAUCGGCAAAAGCUUCUUUGCUCUUCCAAUGGAAGAGAAGCAGAAAUAUGGCAGAACUGCUGAUGAUAUUGAGGGGUAUGGAAAUGAUUCAAUUCUUUCCGAACAUCAAAUUCUUGAUUGGACUGAUAGAUUGUAUCUUACUGUGAGCCCUCAAGAGCAAAUAAAGUACAAUGUAUGGCCUGCAGAUCCUGAAAAUUUUAGGUUUGUUUUCAUUCCAUUCUUAUCUUUGGCAUUGGUGGGCUCUAGGGGUGUAAAUGAGUCGAGCGACUCAAUCAAAGCUCGAUCAACUUCUAGCUUGAAUCAGCUCGUUUCCUAA